Molecule: messenger RNA, 726 nt
Organism: Microbotryum saponariae
Lineage: Eukaryota; Fungi; Basidiomycota; Microbotryomycetes; Microbotryales; Microbotryaceae
Source: the annotation of a GenBank genome assembly
AUGGGCAGCAAGAAGCGCAACACCUCAUCGACUACCUCGACCCCGUCCAAACCCCGUCAGGCGCAGCAAGAGCAGCAAGCGGCGGACUCGCGCUCGUCGCCGACGUCGUCGUCCAUGUCGACCAGCAACAGCAACAGCAACAGCAACAGCAACAGCAACAGCAACAGCAACAGCAACAGCAACGCGCCCCCGCCCCCGCCCCCGCCCCCGCCCCAGUCCUCUCGACCAGCGGUCGCCAGCAUGGGCGCCACGUCCAAGAUCGCCUCCGUGUCCUCGGUCGAGAUCCCCUCCCAUUCGAGGAGGAACCCCAAGAAGAUCGGCUACAUCAGGAGCUGGAUUAUGUGGUACGAGGGGACGCUGGCGAUGAGCAUGUUCGAGACCGUACGUUCACCCGCGCCGGCUUCUUGCUCGGUGUUGUGCUGAUCUUCAUUCUCGACUGGACACCACUCAGUGGGAAAAGAUCCUGCUCCGUGCGUCAUCUUCAUCCGCAGACCACCACCCAACUGCCUCCGACUAACGCUGCGGUGGCUUGUCACGCCCACAGACUCGAUCGCCCUCAUCUUCAUGCUCUUCUUCUACAUCGCCGUGGCGCGCUAUCUGCCCGCACGACUACGACUGAUCCAAGAGCGCGUCAAGUGGUACAUCACCGGAAGUGAAGGCUACAACGCCGCGAAUGUCAUCGCCGCGGCCAAGGCUGGCUCGAUGGGCUCGACAAAGACGCCGUGA